Cebus imitator (Panamanian white-faced capuchin) is the source of this 1036-nucleotide messenger RNA. RefSeq names its product olfactory receptor 2M5. Lineage: Eukaryota; Metazoa; Chordata; Mammalia; Primates; Cebidae. The coding region runs from base 31 to 957 and encodes 308 amino acids. Gene Ontology annotation, molecular function: G protein-coupled receptor activity; olfactory receptor activity. The transcript has a single exon. Gene Ontology annotation, cellular component: membrane. Gene Ontology annotation, biological process: G protein-coupled receptor signaling pathway. The record is from RefSeq and is a predicted model, not a curated record.
UUGUGGUACUAGGCAAAAAGCAUAUUCAUCAUGCCAUGGGAGAAUCAGACCUUCAUCCUUCUGGGUAUCUUCAAUCACAGCCCCACCCACACCUUCCUCUUCUUUCUGGUCCUGGGCAUCUUUUCAGUGGCCUUCAUGGGAAACUCUGCCAUGGUUCUCCUCAUCUACCUGGACACCCAGCUCCACACCCCCAUGUACUUCCUCCUCAGCCAACUGUCCCUCAUGGACCUCAUGCUCAUAUGCACCACUGUACCCAAGAUGGCCUUCAACUACUUGUCUGGCAGCAAGUUCAUUUCUGUGGCUGGCUGUGCCAUGCAAAUUUUCUUCUAUACAUCACUGCUUGGCUCUGAGUGCUUUCUUUUGGCUGUUAUGGCUUAUGACCGCUACAUUGCCAUUUGCCACCCUCUAAGAUACACCAAUCUCAUGAGGCCCAAAAUUUGGGGACUUAUGGCUGCCUUCUCCUGGAUCCUGGGCUCUACAGAUGGAAUCAUUGAUGCUGUAGCUACAUUUUCCUUCUCCUAUUGUGGACCUCGGGAAAUUGCCCACUUCUUCUGUGAGUUCCCUUCCCUGCUAAUCCUCUCAUGCAAUGACACAUCAAUAUUUGAAGAGGUUCUUUUCAUCUGCUGUAUAGUAAUGAUUGUUUUCCCUGUUGCAAUCAUCAUUGCUUCCUAUGCUCGAGUUAUUCUGACUGUCAUUCGCAUGGGAUCUGGGGAGGGUCGUCGUAAAGCUUUCACUACCUGUUCCUCUCACCUCAUGGUGGUGGGAAUGUACUAUGGGGCAGGUUUGUUCAUGUACAUAAGGCCAACAUCUGAUCACUCCCCUAUGCAGGACAAGAUGGUGUCUGUAUUCUACACCAUCCUCACUCCCAUGCUGAAUCCCCUCAUCUACAGCCUCCGCAACAAGGAAGUGACCAGAGCAUUCCUGAAGGUGUUAGGAAAGGGCAAGUCUGGAGAGUGAGUUACCUAACAAACUUCAUGUUUUGGUCUCUGCUAAAUUGUUUUUUAAAAUGGACUUCUUUUUCCAUUAAGUCUUGAAA